CGUCCCGCCCCGUGCGGGCGGGGCUCCGGGUUUAAACGUCGCGGCGGGUCGGGCGAGUGGAGGGGCGGGGCGCGCCUCUGUGUCGUGCCGGGGGUUCCGUAGGCGACAGCGCGGCGCGGAACGGCGGGCACUCGGGGCCGGCGGGAGGCACCAUGUCCCCGGGGAGCGGCGUGAAGAGCGAAUACAUGAAGCGCUACCAGGAGCCGCGCUGGGACGAGUACGGGCCGUGCUACCGCGCGCUGCUCCACUACCGCUUGGGCCGCCGGCUGCUGGAGCAGGCGCACGCGCCCUGGCUGUGGGACGACUGGGGCCCGGCCUGCGCCUCGGACGACUCGGCGUCGUCGGCGUCCUCGGGCGCUGGGGCCCCCGCGCCCCAGUGCGCCCCGGCCUCGCCGCCGCCGCCCGUGGAGCCAGCGGCGCGCGAGGAGCCGGAGCAGCGGGCGCGCGCGGCCCCGGAGGAGGAGCGGGGCGCGGAGGCCGCGGGGGACGCGGAGGCCAGGGACGCGGAGGCCGCGGAGGACUCGGCGCUGCCAGCACUGCCAGUGAAAGACAUAAAAGAAAAACCUGAACGACAGAUCAGGACCAGAGAGCCUGACAAAUUACCCAGCAGUACCGAACCUCAGCCACCACCAAGUGCCUUACCUGCCAGAGGAAGCAGGAGAGCGGUCAAGAGUCCUCAAAGGUCAUCAACUAAAAUAAAAGAACCUAAGCACCCGUUCGCCCUUUAUGGGUGGGGAGAAAAGCAGAUGGAUACAGGGAGCCAGAAGACUCACAACGUCUGUGCUUCUGCCCCCGUGCAGGAGAUUCAUGAAUCGGCGUUGCGAGCCAAGAGCAGAAGGCAGGUGGAGAAGAGGCGGCUGGCGGCUCAGAGGCAGCGGGCUCACUCCGCCGACGUGGACAAAAACAGGCGGGUCAAGCCUGCCUCGUCGGAGAACCCGUGGAUGACGGAGUACAUGAGAUGCUACUCCGCCAGAGCUUGAGGGGAGGGACAGUUGCUCAGACAACCUCUUUUAAAAAGUGUAAAUGAAAGAAAAGAAAAAACAAAACAAAAACCGUCAAAAGAAACUGGACACAGGUUUAAGAAACCAACUGAUUAUGCAAGAUUUUUCUUAGGGAAUUUCCAAAGGAUUGUCUCUUUUGAUGAAUCCUGGUCACCUACCUCAGCAGUAGGGUGACAGUUGAAAGCCAUAGACAUUUGGUUAUUUAUGAGAAUUCCCUAAAUCUUUGAUACUCUUAUAAGGGUUUUGUUUUAAAGCAUCUUAAUCUUUUAAGAUACUGACACCAAAUGCCUUUAAAUGGCUUACAGAUUCUUAACUUCAGUAUCUUCCCUCAGUUUAGGUGGAGCCUGUGUUGCUCCUGUUGUGAACGACUUCUGAGAUUCCGUAGCUGGUAAGAUCACGCCAGCUUGCGGCAGAAGACUCAUUUUCCUUCUGUGUAGAUUUCUUUGUGAAAGAAUAUCACGUUAAAAGUGAGUUUCAACGCUAGUACUGAUUCCACGUAUAGUGAAAGUAGAGCUUUGGUAGUUCCUAACAGUUCACUUUCUUUUGCAUUUCAGUUCAGCACCACUUCACGUGGACCAUGAUAUUUAAGAAUUAUUGGGCUGGGUGAGGGUCAUCUUUUCUCUUUAAACUGUCAUCUAGGCACUUAUUAAUAGUUUAAUAGUUCAAGUGCAUUCCAGUACGCAAAGUACCAGUGCAGUGUGUUUAGAAGUAGUACUGGUUUCUUUUGAGUCAAAGACUGUCCCUUUUUAUUGUGAGAUUUUUUAAGAACGCAUAAUGGGUACCGUUCACUUGCUGCAGUCUGGCCUUCUGACACACACGCACUGUGGACUUUUGCCUCCUUUCUGAUAGCUUGGCAGUGACAUUUAGAAUGUAACUGUCCUGCUCGUUGGGGAUGGGGCCAGAUUUUAAGAUACCCAUUAGAGAUGUGGACCACCCCUACUUUCUCCCCUAUAGAACUCCCCAGUAGCAAAGCCUUGAUGAUGUACAUCGUUCAGACUUUUGGUUGAAAUACCUUCCUCCGAGGUUCCUAGCCGGUAGGUCUUGUGUGGGACCUCACGCGAGCAGAUGCUGGCGUGUGCGUGGGCAGAGAUGUGUGUAAACGAAGUGCUCCUUCUCUCUAGUACAUUUGCUUUCGUGGUAGAAAGUGGUUUUGAGAAACACUGCUUUCCAUCCAGGAGAGACAGGAACCUGCAGGAAGGAUGAAUGGUGAACUCCUCCUAGGAGAGAAGGAAGUACUUGGCCAGCUUAGCACGUGCAGAUGUGAAUGAAAGUCUGGUGUUUGAUGUGAGUUUGAGCAUCUCCUUGACAGUUGUACUCUGGGUCUUUGAAGUAUGAUGGGCAGUUUUUAGAACACAAAUGUUUAUUCCAUGUAGAAUCUUCACACAGUAUCAUCUUGCACAACUGUGUUAAGUUUUGCAAACUCAUACUGAAGAAUCAUGAGCUUUUUUUAAAAAAAAAAAAAACCUUUUAAAAUAUUUACAUUGUUUUUAGGUGAAUACAUCGUGAGCUCUCCCAGUCACUGCGAUGUAUAUUUAGUACGAAGAAGGUCUGUGUGUUGUCCAAAGCAACCUCGCUAGUGAUUCUGGUGAAUCUUGCUGUUAUUAUAGUCCUCAAACACUGCAGGUACCUGAAGAUGAAAUUCCUGUGGCGUCGUGAUGGUGGAAACUGUUUCUUUAAAAUCACUUCCUGCAUGUUCGGUUUUAACCAACGGCUCUGGCGUUCCAUUCCCGUUGCAGCUGACAAUCUUAGGAAGAGGCCGAGGGGAGUAGCUCGGGUCCACACUGAUGGACUGUCUUAGAAACCCGACCCUUCGAGGCUCUGAGCAAGCCAGACUCUCUCCUUUAGAAAACAGACUCAUAUUCAAUGUGCUUACUUAUUACCGCAAACUCCAGAUGCAGAUCUGGAAGAACCUAGAGGGCAAUGCUGGCCAAUUUUUCCCCAUUUUUAAGUAGAGGACAAAUGAACAAAAUUUUUAAAGUACUUUUAAUGUGCAUGAACAAUGAAUGAGUCAAUAUGAAGUACUUGUGAGUUCCCUUCCUAUGUCCAAGUCAUUAGUUGGUUAGGGUUUCUUUACUUUUCUCUCUCUUUAGGGGUAAAGAUUAUCUUUUAAGCCUACAAAAUAGGCCUCUCCCGUUGCAGAGCACAGGCUCCGGACGCGCAGGCUCAGCGGCCAUGGCUCACAGGCCCAGCCGCUCCGCGGCAUGUGGGAUCCUCCUGGACCGGGGCACGAACCCGUGUCCCCUGCAUCGGCAGGCGGACUCUCAACCACUGUGCCACCAGGAAAGCCCCCCAAAUUUUUUAAGUUGUAACAGUUUGAUGUCCUACUUUUUCCUUCUCAUUCUAGAAACUGAUGUGAUCAUGUUCCCAUUUCUUUGGACAACUUAUAAGACGUCAAGUUAGUUUAAAAUGACCUAUCAUGUUGCAAAGUUUGAAACUGAGAAUCCAGUGAUAUUUAAAAUAUAGAAUAAAAUAAUUGCUACAUAAGACUCUUUUUAAAAUUUUGGUUUUAAGUUCUUAAUUAAAACAAUUUGUCAUAAACAUGUUCUCUGUGUUACUUUGAUUAAAAGCAAUAAUAGUAUAUUGAGUAACACCUGAAUACCGCUACUGGACCGAGGUGAGUGAGAACUAAACAGGAAUCCAUCCGUUUCCUUGCUUUUAAAACCUAAAAGAUCGCUCUUAUUUAGGAGGUGUCAAAAUGCUUGUACUCCCCUACUGUCAGAAAAUUUCCAAGCACAUAUAUACAUUUUUUCAAGUUUACUGAAAGUAAAAUAGGGCAUAGUUUAUCUGAAUUAACUUGUAGUAAGCACACAUUUGUGGUGCUUCUGAUGAAAUAGCUUUGUCACUGAUUCAUCAAAUGUAAAUUGCUAGUAACCUGAAAGGUGUGUAUACUGGGUCACAUAAACUCAACCAUCUAAACUGCACAAAAGAAAGGUGGCUUUUGAGUUCUAAGGCUGUGCUGGGCGUAAACUUUAUCAGCGGAAGGUUAGUACUUGAUAAAGUGUUCAAGCGUAUUAUUGGCAAAGAGGGAGAGAGGCCAAGCAUAUGUUAGAAGUAAAAACAACUUUCCUUGUUGACUGCUUCAGUAGAAAAUAGUUUAGUGGAUAGUUUUACAUUUCACUGGACUAGAUAAAAAAUGGUGCUAAUAUUUACACAGUCUGAUUCUGUAGUUGGUUUGGGAUCAAACUGUCAAUGCCUGACUUAUAAGGUUCUUACUGUAGUCUUGUGAUCAGCUAAAUAAUAUUUAAAAAGUGAUCCUAAAAGUGUGACCUUGUAUUUGAAAUGGAUUUUGUACAAUAGGAUGAAUAGGGAGCUCUUCAAUGUAAGGUGUGUGCUUUAUACCAAAUUCUGUGCAAGGAGUGACGUCUAGGUUUUGGGUCCAGAUUUGCUCCCUUCCAGCCUGCUAGUGUGAGAGGGGGAAAAGCUGCUCGUCUGUUACUUAUUUCCAUUUUGAAAGUCAGGACACCUGAGUGAAGACAGUAGAGGCCUCUUUUUGGAUUUCUUUUAUAAUUAGCAAAACUGUAUUUAAGAACAGUCUCCCUGUGUUGUUAUUGUAUAUUUAUUUUGAGCACUGCAUUCACUUUAACAUUCUGAAGAACAAAGGCUGGGCACUUACCAUCACAAGGCUCAGGCAGUGGGAAUUUGGGGCUGUGUUUUCUAAGAACUAUGUAUUGCUUUUCGCUUGUAUUGAAUAUUGCAGUUACUUGGAAAAAUGUGAAUAAAGUUCAUUAAUGUUA
Molecule: messenger RNA, 4735 nt
Organism: Lagenorhynchus albirostris (white-beaked dolphin)
Lineage: Eukaryota; Metazoa; Chordata; Mammalia; Artiodactyla; Delphinidae
Gene: CCSAP
Product: centriole, cilia and spindle associated protein
Exons: 3
Coding region: 153-980 (275 amino acids)
Biological process (GO): regulation of mitotic spindle assembly
Cellular component (GO): axoneme; cytoskeleton; axon
Molecular function (GO): microtubule binding
Source: RefSeq, a predicted model, not a curated record